UGAUGAACGGUCAAGAUGCGGCAUCGGAUACCUGCUACUGAUGAUGAUGCCAACUCUUCUUGUGGUCUACCGCAGAAGUUUCUUCGUGUGAGACUCGGCCAGAUUGCCAUAUUCCCAAAUCCAUUUUCCCUAGUCUCGUUCCUCUCGCUUCCGGGCGUAUUUGAUCUCUCUCUCUCUCUCUCUCUGCUCCACUUCGAUCCCAUGGCGAAUUUGGAGGAGUCCAGCCCUCUCCUGAAGCACCCCGACGGCCGCGAGGAUGCCGCCCCCGAGUGUGCGGAAAAGGUACCGGCGCCGCCACCGGAAACGGCCCCCGAGCCGCAUGAGAAGGUGCCCUUGGAGACCGGCCCCAAGCUCCAGGAGAAGCCGCCUCUGACCGCCGCGACGGUACCAACCGGGUGGACGGCCGACGGGCUCCCCGUCGGAUGCGGAAGCGUUGUCGGUGAGCCCGUCGGGCGCGCCCAGUGGAAUUCCAGCCUUUUUGCUUGCCUCGGCCGCAACGAUGAGUUCUGCAGCAGCGAUCUGGAAGUCUGUCUGCUUGGUAGCUUUGCUCCAUGUGUGUUGUAUGGAAGUAAUGCAGAGAGGCUUGGAGCAGUUCCUGGGUCUUUUGCUGAUAACUGCUUGCCUUAUAUUGGUCUUUAUGUGCUUGGGAAUGCUGUUUUUGGUUGGAACUGCCUUGCACCAUGGUUUUCACAUCCUAGCCGGACAGCCAUACGUCGCAAGUUCAAUCUUGAAGGUAGCUUCGAGGCAUUCUCCAGAUCCUGUGGGUGCUGCCAUGGAGUAGCUGAGGAUGAACUGAGACGUGAGCAGUUGGAACAAGUAUGUGACUUCGCCACGCAUUACAUGUGCCACACUUGCUCCCUCUGCCAGGAAGGUCGUGAGCUGCGUCGCAGGCUGCCCCACCCCGGACUCAAUAUGCGACCAGUCUUACUUAUGAUGCCUCCCAUGGAACAAACCAUGGGCCGUGGUGCCUGAUGUGUCUGCUUCAUUUCAUCUUCUUCAAGCUAAACUGAAGUUAUUGUAGACCAGGAUAGUGGAUAUAUGCAUGUGUAUGAGUCUAUACUUGUCUCCCUGCAGUUAUGGCGUGUAUGAUAAGUGGUUCUAAUAUGAAUCCAUUACGGAAUCCCUGCCAGUACCGUGUGUAUGAUAGAUUCCGUGCAGUACGGAAUCUAUACAACUGAAGUUGUGCAGUGUUAAGGCCCUUUGAUCUUUCAUAUUUCA
Messenger RNA from Musa acuminata AAA Group (dessert banana), 1218 nucleotides. RefSeq names its product cell number regulator 8-like. The coding region runs from base 16 to 972 and encodes 318 amino acids. The transcript has 3 exons. Lineage: Eukaryota; Viridiplantae; Streptophyta; Magnoliopsida; Zingiberales; Musaceae. The record is from RefSeq and is a predicted model, not a curated record.